AGAAUUUUCUUCCCCUCAAACUCAAUUCAACGCAAUGAACUCAAAACCAAAACCUAAAAAAGACGCACCGGUCAGGGCUUUUGGACAGCGAUCAAUUACUUCAACCUUUCGCACUCUUCCACCUAAUUCAAAUCAACCUUCGACCAAGACCGAGUCUCCUCGUUUAUUGCUUUCACACUUCCUCGACCGCAAACUGCAUAAAUCUUCCCCAAUUACUCAUAAAGUUCCGGGUAAAUCCACACCUUUUGCAUCUCCUCUGGGUUUGAGGGUACCGACAAGGGAUGAGGUUGGAAAUGUCAAACAAAUUGAAGAAGAGAGAAAGGGUGCAACCACAGAUGAUAAGGUGAUUUUGGAAAUGUUUAAGCAUACUGAAGAAGAUGGAAAAAACGAUUUUGUUAUUCCAGUGGAUGUUGAUGAGUUAGAGAAUUCAGUGGCAGAUGAUGUUCAAGAAUCAAAGAAAAGGAAAAAUCCAUUUGAAGGUAGACAUGAGAACCAAACUGUUCGAAAGCAUGUGGUAGUUCUUGGAGGUGAAUCAAGGUUGAAGCCAAAAAAGCGGACGGAAAAUGACUCCAAUGGCAUAAAGCAAAAACCUUAUAAUCACUAUGCAAAUGGUCGCGGCUGGUGGGACUACGACAUGGAAGGUGUUGAUAAUGAGGAAUUGGGGGCCAGUGAAGCGUGGGAAGGGGUGGGAUCCACCACACUCGGAGGUAUAGUAGAUUGGCAUUGAUGUUGAUAUUGUAUAUGUUCGUAUCUGACAAACGUUUGUAAUGUGGCUUAGCUUAAGCUUUGAAAUCAAUACAUUCAUAAACUCAUUUGUUCCGUGUAGACGAGAGUUCCUCAAAGUGUAAACAUUCUUAAUUCACUUUGAUCUAUUUUAUUCGCUUCAAAUCA
Messenger RNA from Medicago truncatula (barrel medic), 891 nucleotides. RefSeq lists its product as uncharacterized. The record is from RefSeq and is a predicted model, not a curated record. NCBI's taxonomy places the organism in Eukaryota, Viridiplantae, Streptophyta, Magnoliopsida, Fabales, Fabaceae. The coding region runs from base 35 to 727 and encodes 230 amino acids. The transcript has 5 exons.